Molecule: messenger RNA, 387 nt
Organism: Suillus fuscotomentosus
Lineage: Eukaryota; Fungi; Basidiomycota; Agaricomycetes; Boletales; Suillaceae
Exons: 1
Coding region: 1-387 (128 amino acids)
Source: RefSeq, a predicted model, not a curated record
AUGCUACUUCUUCUACAAAUGGACAAGACGCAGAUAGGUUGCUCAAAUGUCGAAGCAUGUAUGAUUCCAGGAGCCAUUGCGGCCUACCAGCUCAACAAUAACAAGCGACAGGAGAGGGGCCUGCAUCCACUUGAUGCCAUGACCAUGCCUUGCAUCACCAUGAUUGGGACGCGCCCUACCUUCUACUUGGUGCCCGUUACCAAAGCGUUGAGCGAUGCAGUCAUUUCCUGUCAAUAUCCGUCAGCUAGGACUGAGGUGUUGAAAUGCGAGGUCGCUGGUGACCACAAUGGAGGCAUAGAGGCACCGGAACACAGGGGCAUGGCCUUACAGUAUUAUGUUGCAUUCAAAUCCCUUGCGAAAAGCCACUGGGAGAAGUUUCUUCGUUAA